Gossypium arboreum is the source of this 660-nucleotide messenger RNA. RefSeq lists its product as uncharacterized. The record is from RefSeq and is a predicted model, not a curated record. Lineage: Eukaryota; Viridiplantae; Streptophyta; Magnoliopsida; Malvales; Malvaceae. The coding region runs from base 1 to 660 and encodes 219 amino acids. The transcript is spliced from 6 exons.
AUGAACAAAGGUCGAGAAGAGGUAAACGAUGAUGAUACUAAGCAGGAUGGUAAGGUUGUGGCAUAUGCAUCUCGUCAGUUCAAGACGCAUGAGGCAAACUAUCCGACGCAUGAUUUGGAAUUGGCCGCCAUAGUCUUUGCUUUGAAAAAUUGGAUGCACUAUCUGUACGGCGAGAGGUGUAUUAUCUACACUGAUCACAAAAGCUUCAAUUUGUUCAACAACGAAAGUUUGUUGGCUGAGCUACAGAUUAAACUGACUUGGAUAGAACAGAUUCAGGUUAGGCAGUUAGAGGAUGAAUCGUUGGGUCUUCGAUUUCGUCAAGUGGAGAGUGGCAGCACUACGGACUUUAGGCUAAAUAAUGAUGGGGUACUCUAUUUUUGUGGUCAGAUUUGUGUACCGAAUGAUGCUGAUCUGAGCCAGGCUAUUAUGAGAAAGACGCAUAGUAUCCCUUGUGCUAUGCACCCUGGUGGGAAUAAGAUGUACCGAGAUCUUCGAAAACUAUACUGGUGGUCGGGUUUGAAAGGGGAGAAGUCUUAUGCUGAUCUGAAGAGGCGUGGGAUUGAGUAUUCUGUGGAGGAUUUCGUAUUUCUCAAGAUCUCGCCAUGGAAGAAGUAUUCUGGUUUUUUAGUUGCUUGUUCUUUCGGUUCUGGAGGUUCGUAG